GCGCGUCUUUGUUUUCCGAACUGCGGAUUCGCGGCGUGCUGCGUAAGAGUCGGCGGUUAAACCCUUUGGCUAGUCCGAGGGAAAGAGGUGUUUCUGAUUUUACAGACAUUCCUGCUUUUAAACAGCCACUCUUGCCAGGUCUAAGGGAUCCAUUUCUGCGGAGGAGAGGCUUGUUGAUCUAACGAAUCGGCCGCUGCAGAUGACAAACUAGCUACUUGGGCAACUGGGCUUUUCCAGCGGCGUGACAAUGAAUGAGUGGGCGCCCAUUGCAAAAGAAUAUGAUCCACUCAAAGCAGGAAGCAUUGAUGGAACAGAUGAAGAACCACAUGACCGAGCCAUUUGGAGGGCUAUGACAGCCCGUUAUGUUCCCAACCGAGCUGUUGUAGGAGAUCCGCAUCUCACACUUUUUGUGGCAAGACUUAGUCUGCAAACCACUGAGGAUAAAUUGAAGGAAAUCUUUUCCCGUUACGGAGACAUCCGGAGGAUGCGCCUAGUGAGGGACUUGGUCACGGGUUUUUCGAAGGGCUAUGCAUUCAUUGAGUACAAAGAUGAACGGGCACUAUUGAAAGCUCACAGAGAUGCCAAUAAACUGAUAAUUGACCAGCAUGAGAUAUUUGUAGACUUUGAGCUGGAAAGAACCCUGAAAGGAUGGAUCCCGAGGCGACUUGGGGGUGGCUUUGGGGGCAAAAAGGAGUCUGGGCAGCUGCGGUUUGGAGGGAGGGACAGACCUUUCCGGAAGCCCAUCAACUUGCCUGCUAUGAAAAGUAAUUUUUACGGAGAAGAGAAAAGGGAGAGGGGCUGGUCCAGAGAUUGGAAAACCAGGGAUCGAGCUCAUGAGAGGAGCCGAGAACAGAGGUGGCCUGAAAUGGACCGGAGCGAAAGCAGGAGGGACCGGGAGCGGCAUUCCAGAGAGGAAAGAAGUUCUGGGAAAGAGGGAAGGGACAGAGAGAGGAAAGACCGAAGCAGAGACUACAGUUCUAGAAAGCCAAGGGAUGAAGACCAACACUGACAGAUUAACUCCUGUUCUUAUGCUGUUUGACUGCAGGUCUUGAUGGGAAAGCACAGACCCCAGUUCCUGCACAAUUGAACCCAGGAUGUUCAUAGUGAAGCCACAUGGACUCUGGGACCAUUUUGAUUUAGGAUUGGGCCAAGUAAUGAAAAGUUAUCCUAAAGGGCAGUUCCACUGGUAGCAGCAAGGCCCAAGAGGUACUGUAGGCCUGCUUCAGUUUCUAGUCCCUGUUGGCUCUUCCUAGUGCUUUUACUUUUCAGGCAAUCUUGAGUUUUCAGGCAAUCUUGAGGCACUGCAAGAAAGGUGAAGUUUUUGUUUCAGAAAAGCACAAAACUGUCCAUAUUUUUCUUAUAGUGGCUGGUUUUCUCUCCCGUGGGAAGAUUCCACCUUUCAUCCUGGUUUGGUCCAUGUUCACAACAUGGCAAUGUGUUGCAAGAACUUCAGCUGUGUCAAACUUGCCUGUUGUUUUAAACAUGUCACUGGCCUUCAGCUAAGGUUUAAAUGAGUUGUGUGACCAUCUUGUAUGUGCGGGCAAUAGCUGUAACAAUAAUGGGCCCAUCACGCUGUUUCUGUGAUGGCGCAUCUCCUAGAACUCAUCCUGGUUCUUGUAAAAUUGAAUGAGGGUGAAUGUCUGUGUAAAAAAAAUCAGUUUUUUUUCUUACAGGACAAGGCUUAUGUAUGCUUUAUGAACAAAGGCUGUAUGUUGCAAAGUUACUGUUUAACAUAAAUUGCUGAAAAAUGAGUUUGUAGCUAGUAAGUCCCCCCCCCCC
This is a messenger RNA of Sphaerodactylus townsendi, 1779 nucleotides long. RefSeq names its product small nuclear ribonucleoprotein U11/U12 subunit 35 (gene SNRNP35). The transcript is spliced from 2 exons. NCBI's taxonomy places the organism in Eukaryota, Metazoa, Chordata, Lepidosauria, Squamata, Sphaerodactylidae. Gene Ontology annotation, biological process: mRNA splicing, via spliceosome. Gene Ontology annotation, molecular function: mRNA binding; snRNA binding. Gene Ontology annotation, cellular component: U12-type spliceosomal complex; precatalytic spliceosome. The record is from RefSeq and is a predicted model, not a curated record. Bases 248 to 1009 code for a protein of 253 amino acids.